Molecule: messenger RNA, 1279 nt
Organism: Alternaria rosae
Lineage: Eukaryota; Fungi; Ascomycota; Dothideomycetes; Pleosporales; Pleosporaceae
Exons: 5
Coding region: 37-1110 (357 amino acids)
Source: RefSeq, a predicted model, not a curated record
CCAGAGACUGACUAUCAUACAGGUCUGAUAGGCUACAUGACGACAAAGAUUCUGAUAUAUUACUUCCUCGUUGAGAAAGCCUAUGUCGUCAGGGGAAGUAAGAAGCCUCGCAUGAAGACGAAGCUGUGGCUCUUCAAUUGCCUUUUUAUGCUACUACCUUACACCAUCUUUGUCGUCAUGAAUUUCAUCUUCCGCAUAACCUACAUCGAUGACUCCGGUGUAUGCAUCAUUGGCAUGCAAAAGAUUGCCAUGCUACCAUUGAUCACCUUCGAAGUUAUUGUCAACGUCUACUUGACCGCUCUCUUCAUCAUCCCUCUCCGUGGUCUCUAUUCCUACCAACACAACGCAAAUCCCACGCUCCACCGAAUGGCCAAGCGCUCACUCAUUGGCUCCCUCGCCACCCUCACCACCUCCGUUGUCAACUUAACAAUUCUCAUGGUACUAAAAGGCGAGCCAGGCUGGAUAUGCCUGAUGUGCUGCAACGCCGACAUCUUGUUUUGCGUGUUAGUCCUACACUGGGUGACAUCGAAAGACAAGACCACAGUGACUACAAACCCGCAGAGCGGCAUGGGUGGCGACACACUCGGCUCAAGAAGCGGCACAAGAUCGCACCAAAAGCGGCACAGCAAGCUAGCAUACGGAGACAACACAGAAGAAAAGCUGCGCAGCGAAAUCAUCACCAUCAAGGGCAUAUCCGACGAGUCGCCGACCAGCAACAACAUCAGCAUCAGCAGCAGUACCACCAACAGCGACAGAAAUUCCCGAAGACCCAGCCUCAACGUUUUCCCUUGCUCUACCAACACACACAAUCCACACCAUUAUAACCGCCCGCAGACGUCGCCCCGGUUAGUGCUCUCGAGCGUUACAACAGAAUGCAAGUCUUCGUCUCCGCCUAGCAGAUUCCGCGCUCCGAGUCGUGGCAUGUAUCGCACACCCACGCGGGAGGAGUUUGGAGAUGAGGUCGAGUUGAAUAAUAUCAGGGUUCAGACUAUCCAUACAAGGGAAGUGGAGAUUGAUGAGGAGGGGAGGGAGCGGACGGAGAGUGUGAGAAGUGAAGGGGAAGAGUGGGUUGGUCAUGAGCGGAGGGUCAUUGGGGACGGUGUUGUUUGAUCCUGAGACAUGUAUCGUGAUUGGCAAGUUUACCGGGACGCUCUGGAUACUAUGGCCGUUGGCUGUUUUAUGUGUGUGUGUUUUAUACCUCUUGUUUGGCUUCUUCGGGCGGGAACUGGAAUGGUACGUGUAGAUAGUCCCACUUAAUGUACUCGGAAUGACAUUGAGC